Molecule: messenger RNA, 552 nt
Organism: Leishmania mexicana MHOM/GT/2001/U1103
Lineage: Eukaryota; Euglenozoa; Kinetoplastea; Trypanosomatida; Trypanosomatidae
Product: type II (glutathione peroxidase-like) tryparedoxin peroxidase
Exons: 1
Coding region: 1-552 (183 amino acids)
Biological process (GO): response to oxidative stress
Molecular function (GO): glutathione peroxidase activity
Source: RefSeq, a predicted model, not a curated record
AUGCUGCGCUUGCCCCCUUUUCACCGCGCCGCCGCUGCGGUACAGGCGUCCUCGAUCUACGACUUCAAGGUGAACGGCGGCGAUCACAAGCCGUACGACCUUGGCCAGCACAAGGGCCACCCGGUUCUCAUCUACAACGUAGCCAGCAAGUGCGGCUUCACCAAGGGCGGCUACGAGACAGCCACGGCGCUAUACAACAAGUACAAACAUCAAGGCUUCACGGUAUUGGCGUUCCCGUGCAACCAGUUCGCCAGUCAGGAACCUGGAACGGAGGAGUCGGUGAAGGAGUUCGCCUGCACGCGUUUCAAGGCUGAGUUCCCCAUUAUGGAGAAGGUCUGUGUCAAUGGCGAGCACGAGCACCCGCUGUACCACUACUUGAAGAACACGUGCAAGGGUGUCCUCGGCACGACGCUUGUGAAGUGGAACUUCACAGCGUUCCUGGUGGACAAGGACGGCCAUGCCGUGUGCCGCUUCGCGCCUGGUGCGACAAUGUCCGAAAUCGAGAAAAGGCUGGUGCCGCUAUUGGAGGCUGCGGCCUCGUCAAACAUCUGA